AUUUGCUGCCGUCUCCCCCCAGCCCCGCACCCGCCGAGAGGGCGGUGCGCGGUGGAGUUUGCUGGAGAGUGGUGCUGAAGGGACAGCUCCCACGCCACCCUCCUUAGGGGCGGGGCUGCGCUUGAUAGACAAACCUGAGUUGCAUUUUCACCUUCAAAUGAGAGAGUCUCCCCAAGCAGCCGCUCGGAUUACAGCAGCCAGCACCCAGUCCCGUAGGUGCUCUGACCAGCCAUCCAUGGUUUUGCUUUCUCUCUGUGAUGGUUACUCUUCAUUCCGAUGUUGAAAGGUUGCAUGUAUCUUGCAAAAUGAGGGAAGCGAGAGCUACUAACCGGCGGUCGGGGCUGCUUUUAUUCCUUUCGCAGUUCAGCACCAAGGGUGGUGGAAUAGCCACCUGAACAUGGGGAGAACAACAACAAGUAGUUCUCGCCUGACAGAUACACACACAGGUCGGCGGAGGAUCCGCCAACAGCUGCGAAGAAAACAGCGUCUGGUAUAUGAAGAGGAGCCGCUCUCUCUCUUCUCAUUAAGUCAUGUCUGACCCAGAGAGAUGGGAAAGCUCGAGGAUAACGAGAGGGUGAUCCUCAACGUGGGGGGCACCCGGCACGAGACCUACCGGAGCACGCUGAAGACCCUGCCGGGGACCCGGCUGGCCCUGCUCGCCUGCGAGUUCCAGAGCGAGUCCUCGGGCGGGGAAGAGCCGCCGCCGCCCCCGCCCACUCCCCCGCCACCGCCUCCCCCCACCCUGCCCCCGCGGGUGCCGGGCGGCGGCCGGGAGGCCAGCAGCGGCGGCAGCCCCCGGAACAGCGGCGGCCCCAGCGAGUUCUUCUUCGACCGGCACCCGGGGGUCUUCGCCUAUGUGCUCAACUACUACCGCACGGGCAAGCUGCACUGCCCGGCCGACGUGUGCGGGCCGCUCUUCGAGGAGGAGCUCGCCUUCUGGGGCAUCGACGAGACCGACGUGGAGCCCUGCUGCUGGAUGACCUACCGCCAGCACCGCGACGCCGAGGAGGCGCUCGACAUCUUCGAGACCCCCGACCUCAUCAGCGGGGAGCCGCCGCUCGACGGCGACGACGACGACCUGGCCGCCAAGAGGCUGGGCAUCGAGGACGUGGGGGCGGCGGCCGGGCCCCCCGACGGCGGGGGCGGGCGCUGGAGACGGCUGCAGCCCCGGGUGUGGGCGCUCUUCGAGGACCCCUACUCCUCCCGGGCCGCCAGGUUCAUUGCUUUUGCCUCUUUAUUCUUCAUCCUAGUUUCAAUCACAACCUUUUGUUUGGAAACCCAUGAGGCUUUCAAUACUAUUAUAAACAAAACCGAGCAUGCCAUCAAUGGCACAGAGGCAGUUCUACAGUAUGAAAUUGAGACUGAUCCUGCUCUGACGUACGUGGAAGGAGUCUGCGUGGUGUGGUUUACAUUUGAAUUUUUAGUCCGUGUUGUUUUUUCACCCAAUAAACUUGAAUUCGUCAAAAACCUCUUGAAUAUCAUUGACUUUGUGGCCAUCCUGCCCUUUUACUUAGAGGUGGGCCUGAGUGGGCUCUCCUCCAAAGCUGCUAAGGAUGUGCUUGGCUUCCUCAGGGUGGUGAGGUUUGUGAGAAUCCUGCGAAUCUUCAAGCUCACCCGGCACUUUGUAGGCCUCAGAGUGCUGGGCCACACACUCCGAGCUAGCACCAAUGAGUUUUUGCUGCUGAUAAUAUUCCUGGCACUAGGCGUGUUGAUAUUUGCCACCAUGAUCUACUAUGCUGAGCGAGUAGGGGCCCAGCCCAAUGACCCAUCUGCUAGUGAGCACACACAGUUCAAAAAUAUCCCCAUUGGCUUCUGGUGGGCUGUGGUCACCAUGACUACCCUUGGGUAUGGGGACAUGUAUCCUCGGACUUGGUCAGGCAUGUUAGUGGGUGCUCUGUGUGCUCUCGCUGGGGUGCUGACCAUAGCCAUGCCCGUGCCUGUCAUUGUCAACAAUUUCGGAAUGUACUACUCCCUGGCAAUGGCGAAACAGAAACUUCCAAGAAAGAGGAAGAAGCACAUCCCUCCUGCUCCGCAGGUGAGCUCCCCUACCUUUUGCAAGACAGACUUGAAUAUGGCCUGCAAUAGCACACAGGGAGAUGUCUGCCUGGGCAAAGACAACCGGCUGAUGGAACACAACAGAUCAGUGUUAUCAGGUGAAGACAGUGCAGGAAGUGAGCAGCCACUCUCACCUGGGGAAAGGCACCCACCAAUCAGACGUUCUAGUACCAGAGACAAAAACAGAAGAGGGGGAACAUGUUUCCUACUGACAACAGGUGAUUACACGUGUGCUACUGAUGGAGGGAUCAGGAAAGGAUAUGAAAAAUCCCGAAGCUUAAACAACAUAGCUGGCUUGGCAGGCAAUGCUCUGAGACUGUCUCCAGUAACAUCACCCUACAGCUCACCUUGUCCUCUAAGACGCUCUCGAUCUCCCAUCCCAUCUAUCUUGUAAACCAGAUGGCAUCAAUCGGCUACAUAGCAUUAAUUCAAAUACUGUUUACCACAUUAUGGAAAUAAAUGUAGCAUUAACUGUAGGCUCCAUAAAUACAGUAUAAAUUCUGCAUGAUAUAAAUGUCAGUAGUGAGAAAUGCCACUUGGGUAGCUGACGAUUCUUACCUUGGCUUUUAAGAUUGUCUAAAGUAGUGCUUCUCCUUUUAUCUACUAUAUUGUCCUACUUUACCAUAGCAAUAAAAGGACAGCUAGUAGACUUCAUUGGCCAGUAUAUUCAAUAAAUAAGUGUAUUUUCAGGGAGAUAUAUUAAAAAUAAUGUGCUUCCAAAUGAUAAUCAAUCAUGCCAUUGGACCUUCAUUACUUGUGACUCUAACCCAUUCUGAAGAUGUCUGGAAUCUUGUCUUUGUCACACACAAUGUGAUUUGGGGCUGAUCAUUUGCAUAGACCAUACUGUCUCCAUCACCUGACAGCAGUGUUGCAGAUUACUGGGACCAUAGAUGGCUCUGGAUGUGUGUUCUUCCAUUGUACCAUCCUGCUGAAAUGAAAGCACUGAUGAAAUGGUCUGUAUGUGGGAUUGUUUUUUUGUUGUUUAACCUUUUUAAUUUAGUUAAAUUAUUUGUUUUUAAAUGGUUUGAUUUCUUGAUUAACUUUGGUACUAGAUUGUUGUAUCAGAGUUCUGAAUGUUUCCGGUUGUUUGCACACAGAUAACUGCAAAGAGGUUGUCAUUACUGGUUACACGCAAGCUGAGGCCAGAUCUCUUUCUUAAUGGCUUGGGGAAGGCACAAAACAUGAAAGAAAGGUAAACACCAUCCAGGCUUGCAAUCUUAAGCUAGCAAGUGCUGCUUGGUACUGUAGUCAUUUUUCUACUCCAGGGUUCUUCAACAUUUUCAGAGGCAGAGUGCCAUGUAAAAGCAAGGAGAUUAUUACUUUUAUCUGUACAAAUAUAGGAGGGCAAUAGUUCUCAAAAGGGGUUUGACCAGCCUUAAAUAUGAUUCAUGAGCUUCAUAAAUUUCUUCAGUCAGUGUUGUUUUUUUUUUUUUUGAGGUGCUUUGUUCUAUAUGUUGUUUCGUCUGUCUGUUUUGCUACGUGUCUGCUGUAUUCUUCAUCUGUCUCCAUAAAGCACAGAAGUACCUUUAAAAUGUCCCUAUCUUUUAAGAUAAACUGUUGAGUACAUUUUCUCCUUUCCCCCCUUAUUGGUACAGACUAUACAUUUCAAGUGUAAGUUAAUAUCCUUUAGCCUACUUAAUGUGGGAACUCUGAAGAUAUUUGAAGUGUGGGAUUUGGCAAUGAUUUUGCCAUUCUAACUGGUUGUCUACUGCAGCCACAUCAAUCCCGCUACCUAGCAACCAACAUUCAUUACUGUAUUCAAACUGUAUCCCCUCCAGUGGCUUUUUCUUUCAAUUUAAAAAGCAAGAACCUGUUUAUGCAACAGUACAAGUGCAACAGUAGAUUUGAUAUUUUUGGCUGGUGAGGAAAAAAAACACCCAACAACAUAGUCUUACGGAAGAAGGGGGGAAAAAGAGCUAAACCAAGUUUUAAGAGAUCCUUGAGAUUGUUGAAUAAUCCCUGACUGUCAUAUGUUUUAUUUUUCUUGUUAGGAUGAGAAAUAACUUUUAUUGUUGACCAUGUAACAUGUUCUUCUGUAUAUAGCCUAGCCCUACAGCAUGACCUGCAUGUCAAACUUCUUGUACUAUAAUAUCUUUAUCAAAGUAUACAUUUCUGAUAUUUAGAGAUGUACAUUGAUUUAGUUUUGGUAAAACAUUGCCAAUAGAGAGAGAUAAUUGCAAACAGCUUUUUAGCAAAGAAAUUAAUAUAAUAUCUGGUGCUGCUGUUAUAUUGACUACAGUGUUGUACAGAAUUUAUCAUGGAUUUUUGACUGCUGAAAAAGGGACAAUGGAAUUUAGCCAUACCAAGGACUGUACUGGAAAGAGACUACUGCUGCUGAAUGGGCCAUGAUAAACAACUCGUGCACUGAACAGGUCUUUGCGCUGUCACAUGGGAAGUAGAGAUUAUUAUGAAGAUGAAGGACUGAUUUCAAUUGCUGCUGCCAGUGGAAGAGGUGACUAGUCACUGUUGAUGAGUCAGCUGUAAAUACAAUGUGUGUGCAUGGAAUAUCAGCUUUUGCCAUUUAUGUCAGAGGAAGCUGAAUUCAAAGUCAUCAGAUCUCAGACUCCAUGCAAAGGCCCACAUGCCUCUCUCUGUGUAUUCUUCCUGGUUCCUGCAGUAUGGUCUUGCUCAUGCAAAGGCACACACUUAUAACGAUAAACGAUAGUGAUGUAAACUACAUCUGUCUUCACUUCCCUCAUAACAAAGGUAUUUUUUUUGCAAAGGUCAUGACCGCGGACAGAGUGGGUUUUGCUACAAAUCCUUGCUUUCUCAGUUUGCCAUAUCUAUAUUUUUAUGAAUUCCAAUGUACUUGACAAUUUUUGUUUACUUUUCACUUCGAUAAGAGAAAUGUGACUGCAGACAAACAUCACAGACUUUGUUCACAGUACACUGUCUUUUUUCAUUGUUACCUCAGACUAUAAGUAUUAUGAGAAAUACAAUUCUGGCAGCAAGAAUAUUUGGGUUUUUUUAAUUCAAACUAUCACAGAAGCAACAUCAGUAAAUUUAAAAUAUGUAUUAAAAUUACAUCCUAAAAUGUAUAUUUUGCAUAAGAGAGAUAUUCUUUGAUCAAUUACUUUUUGUGAGUUUUGUGGUAAAUUGAUCUAAUCUAUUCUAUGUCUUUGAUGCAUUGUAGUUGUUACAGUGUGUUAAUUAUGUUCUCCCCAUCCUAUUUACUGAGCUUUUCUCCAGAAUCUGUUUGUCAUCCUGGUAUCCUGAAUGUAGGGACUAUCCCAGUUGUGAAACUCUGUAUCGUGGAACUUUUGUGAACAUGUCAAGGUGCAUGCACAAUCCUGGUGGAAACUAAUAGAAAUGUAACUAACUGAAAUGGAGAAUAAAAGGCAAAUGAUUUGGGGAGGAGCUUGGACCAUA
This is a messenger RNA of Caretta caretta (loggerhead turtle), 5424 nucleotides long. RefSeq names its product potassium voltage-gated channel subfamily C member 2 (gene KCNC2). The record is from RefSeq and is a predicted model, not a curated record. Gene Ontology annotation, biological process: protein homooligomerization; action potential; potassium ion transmembrane transport. Gene Ontology annotation, cellular component: voltage-gated potassium channel complex; neuronal cell body membrane; dendrite membrane. Gene Ontology annotation, molecular function: protein binding; delayed rectifier potassium channel activity. NCBI's taxonomy places the organism in Eukaryota, Metazoa, Chordata, Testudines, Cheloniidae.